GCAAAAUUAACAAUGGCAAACCCUAAGGUUUUCUUCGACAUGACCGUCGGUGGUGCAUCAGCCGGCAGGAUUGUGAUGGAGCUGUUCGCUGACACGACUCCAAAAACCGCCGAGAACUUCCGUGCACUUUGCACUGGCGAGAAAGGAACUGGCACAUCCGGCAAGAAGUUGCACUACAAAGGAUCGUCGUUCCACCGUGUGAUCCCCAAUUUCAUGUGCCAGGGCGGUGAUUUCACCAGAGGUAACGGAACCGGGGGGGAGUCCAUCUACGGCAAUAAGUUCCCCGACGAAAAUUUCAUUAAGAAGCACACUGGACCAGGAAUCCUCUCCAUGGCCAAUGCCGGUCCAAACACCAAUGGAUCGCAGUUCUUUAUCUGUACCGCGAAAACCGAAUGGCUCGAUGGCAAGCACGUCGUGUUCGGGAAGGUUGUUGAAGGAAUGGACGUUGUGAAGGCGAUCGAGAAGGUUGGAUCUGACCGUGGAACCACGUCCAAGCCGGUUGUGAUUGCCGAUUGCGGUCAAUUAUCUUAGAUCCUUAUAUCUCAUUUCCUGCUUUAAAUCACAAUUUUGUCAUUAGAUUUCUACUGGUUAUGUGAGGGUUUUUGUCAAUAGGUCGAUCAGUGAGUUGAUGGUUGAUGAGAUGAAGUAGCUGGUAUGAAAUAAAAUUAGGUUUGAUUAGCGUUUUGAUGUUGGAAUAAUUGGGAGGUAUUAUCUUUUCCGUACGU
This is a messenger RNA of Cynara cardunculus var. scolymus (artichoke), 725 nucleotides long. RefSeq names its product peptidyl-prolyl cis-trans isomerase-like. Lineage: Eukaryota; Viridiplantae; Streptophyta; Magnoliopsida; Asterales; Asteraceae. Gene Ontology annotation, biological process: protein peptidyl-prolyl isomerization; protein folding. The transcript has a single exon. The record is from RefSeq and is a predicted model, not a curated record. Gene Ontology annotation, molecular function: peptidyl-prolyl cis-trans isomerase activity. Bases 13 to 531 code for a protein of 172 amino acids.